Messenger RNA from Metschnikowia bicuspidata var. bicuspidata NRRL YB-4993, 1974 nucleotides. RefSeq names its product ubiquitin-specific protease. Gene Ontology annotation, biological process: protein deubiquitination. The record is from RefSeq and is a predicted model, not a curated record. NCBI's taxonomy places the organism in Eukaryota, Fungi, Ascomycota, Pichiomycetes, Serinales, Metschnikowiaceae. The transcript has a single exon. Bases 263 to 1864 code for a protein of 533 amino acids. Gene Ontology annotation, molecular function: cysteine-type deubiquitinase activity; zinc ion binding.
GCUAUCACAUAAUAUUGUUCAAAGCCAGAAUUUUCCGGUCCAAGCAGCAAAACCUUUGUGUCACGCUUGAUAAAGAAAGAAGAAGUUGAAAAAGGUGCCAAGAAAAACGGGAGUAAGACCGGAGAUCAAGAGCUUGAUUGAAUCACACACUCUCUUCACCUUGCAUUCUUUGAUUUCAAUAGUUUCACUUUCCAUCUUCAUUUUAUCAAAAGUUACAAAACUUUUGCGCAAUUUACAGCAUAAUCAUACACUUGCAUUUUCAAUGGCACCAUCUUCAGAACUUUACGCUUCUAGCAUCAAUGAAAUGAAUGUCGGAUCGCCCCAACCAAAUAAUCUUAGUUCAUACCCACCUGAUAACCUUCACAGUAUUAGACCUUGCUCUCACCUUGACACAGUCUUUGAAACUAAAGCAAAGUCUACCAUCAAGUCCACGUAUCAACAAGCCAUAGCCGUUGUCGUUGCUAACAACAGACUCCUUUGUACACGCUCCCUCUACAAGACAAAGAAAGAUGGCGAAGAUGUUUCCAUCGACAAAGUCUCUGAGUAUAAAGAAAAAGUGCUUAAAUGUUCUUCAUGUGAUGCUCGGAACUUUCAUCUGGUGUUUAUUUGUUUACAGUGUCCUCAUGUGGGGUGUUAUUAUGAACAUGCCAAAAUACACGCAAAGGAACAAAACCAUAUGUUCGCAAUCGAUUCAAAUAAUGGUUUACUUUUCUGUUUUCAGUGUCAUGAUUACACAAACCAUCUUGAACUCAAUCGAAUUCGUCUUUCGGCUGUUCUUUCAAAAGAGGAUGCCCGUCAUUCUGAUAUUGAUUCACUAGAAGAGUUUGAAGGGUACGUCAAACCCUCUCUACAAGCCGCAAUGGGUAUAAAAGGUCUUGUCAAUCUUGGAUCGACAUGCUUCAUGAGCUGUAUUCUUCAAACUAUGCUACAUAAUCCGCUUGUACGCUUUCAUUUUUUUCAUAAUGAUUUCCAUUAUUUCAAUUGUGAAUCGCAAACCCAUUAUUCUAGCGGUGAUGAUCAAAUAGACGAAAUCACUGCCUGUGUUACAUGCCUGAUUGACUCAGCUUUCAAAGAAAUUUUUACUUCAUCGAUGUCAGAAGGCUUCGGUAUUACAAAUUUGCUAACUACUGCCUGGUAUAAGCAACGACUGCUUGCAGGAUUUCUGGAACAAGAUGCUCACGAAUUCUGGCAAUUUUUACUCAAUGAGUUCCACAAUGAUUAUGAGAGAGUCUCCAAACUCCUGGAUGAGUCCUCAAGUGAAUGCAAGUGUGUAAUGCACUCUGUAUUCAUGGGCGAGUUAGAGAGCUCGGUAGUGUGCAGCACGUGUGGACUGGUCACCAAAAAGGUUGAUCCAUUAGUUGAUUUAGCUCUUGAAAUCAAUGACAUGAAUGGAAACUCUACCUUGUACGAUUGUCUUGAUCAAUUUACUCGUGACGAGCUUUUGGAUGUCAAGUAUCGAUGCAGAUCGUGCCGCAAUGAAACGCAGGCCCAUCGCAACCUUCGUAUUAAAACGAUUCCGCCUGUGCUCUCUUUCCAGCUAAAGAGAUUCAAACACAAUUUUGCAAACGACACCUCGUCGAAGAUUGAAGAACAUGUUGACGUUCCACUUUUCUUAGAUUUGACGAAGUACACUUCCGAAUUUAUUGGACCCACUGAAGAAAGUACGGAUGCAACCAAAGUGUAUGAACUCUUUGCCAUAGUAAACCAUACAGGACUGGUAAACACAGGUCACUACAUCACAUAUAUCAAAAACACCACAGGUCAAUGGCUCAAAUUCGAUGAUAGUAUAAUUACUGCCGCUUCACAUGAAGAACUUAAGGCUACCAACGCCUACUUGCUAUUUUAUAUAGUUCACAAUAUUUAGCAUUGUAGGUUUUUCUUGCCCAGCCCUUUAAUCAAUUAGGCAAUUGCUUAUAAUUUAUUGAAAAUGAUAAAUAUCAACACAGAAUGAUUUGAAAAUAAAACAUGCUGCCU